Molecule: messenger RNA, 1140 nt
Organism: Naumovozyma castellii
Lineage: Eukaryota; Fungi; Ascomycota; Saccharomycetes; Saccharomycetales; Saccharomycetaceae
Gene: NPL3
Product: mRNA-binding protein NPL3
Exons: 1
Coding region: 1-1140 (379 amino acids)
Source: RefSeq, a predicted model, not a curated record
AUGUCUGAAUCAUACGAAGAACCAGUUCACACUGAAGAAGCUCCAGCUCAACCAGAACAAGAAUAUGAACACCCAGAAGAACCUGCCUACCCACCAGCCGAAGAGGAACCACAACAACCUCCAAUGGAUCUAGAUACUGCUCCUGCUCCACCAGUGGAACAUCAACCAAGCCAACCAGAACCAUACUACCCUCCUCCUCCUCCUUCUCACUACCAUCACCAAGACCAAGAAGGUGAAUUGUCCACAACCAGAUUAUUUGUUAGACCAUUCCCAUUCGACGUCCAAGAAGCUGAAUUGAACGAAAUUUUCACUCCUUUCGGUCCAAUGAAAGAGGUUAAGAUCCUUAACGGUUUUGCAUUUGUAGAAUUCGAAGAAGCUGACUCCGCCGCCAAGGCUAUCGAAGAAGUUAACGGUAAGACUUUUGCUAAUCAACCAUUGGAAGUCGUUUACUCCAAGUUGCCUGUCAAGAGAUACCGUCUUACUUUGAGAAACUUGCCAGAAGGUUGUUCUUGGCAAGAGUUGAAGGAUUUGGCCAGAGAACAUAGUCUUGAGACUACUUUCUCUUCCGUCAAUACCAGAGACUUCGAUGGUACUGGUGCUUUAGAAUUCGCUAAUGAAGAAACGUUGGAUACCGCAUUGGAAAAAUUAAAUAAUAUUGAAUUUAGAGGCUCGGUUAUCACAGUUGAAAGAGAUGAUAACCCACCACCAAUUAGAAGAUCAGGUAGAGGUGGUUUCAGAGGCCGUGGUGGUUUCAGAGGUGGCUUCGGUGGUAGAGGUGGCUUCAGAGGUGGCUUCGGUGGUAGAGGCGGUUUCAGAGGUGGUUAUGGUGGUCCAAGAGGUGGCUACGGUGCCCCAAGAGGUGGUUACGGUGGCCCUCGUGGUGGUUAUGGCGGCCCAAGAGGCGGUUAUGGCGCACCACGUGGUAGUUACGGUGCUCCAAGAGGCAGUUAUGGCGGUCCAAGAGGCGGCUAUGGUGCUCCAAGAGGUGGAUACGGUGCUCCAAGAGGUGAUUAUGGUGCUCCAAGAGAUUCCUAUGGUCCACCAAGAGACUCCUACGGUCCACCAAGAGAUUCAUAUGGUCCUCCAAGAGAUUCUUACAGAUCCAGAGAUGCUCCACGCGAAAGAUCUCCAACAAGAUAA